Molecule: messenger RNA, 808 nt
Organism: Cavia porcellus (domestic guinea pig)
Lineage: Eukaryota; Metazoa; Chordata; Mammalia; Rodentia; Caviidae
Product: odorant-binding protein 2b-like
Exons: 7
Coding region: 37-579 (180 amino acids)
Molecular function (GO): small molecule binding
Source: RefSeq, a predicted model, not a curated record
CGUCCAGCCUCCAGGAGACCUGCACGGCUUUGAGCCAUGGAGAUAAAGACCCUGCUACUGACCCUCCUGCUGUUCAGGGUGGCGGCCGCCCUGCCGGCCGAGGGCCCUCUGUCCUUCCUCUCAGAAGAGCUGAAUGUCACAGGCACCUGGCACCUAAAAGGUAUGGUGGCCAGCAAGAGCCUGUCGGAGGAGGACAAGCCCAGGAAAGUGUUUCCCAUAAUGAUGAUGGUCCUGGAAGGAGGGGACGUGGAGGCCAAGAUCACCUACAUUAAGAUGGGACGGUGCCAUGAGGAGAAAGUUCUGCUGCGGAAAGCCAAGGAGCCUGGUGAAUACAGCGCCUAUCAGGGCAAGAUGUCCAUACAUAUAGAGGCGCUGUCUGUGCGGGACCACUGCUUCUUUUACACCGAGCAUCUUUCCCAUGGGACCACGAUCCGUGUAGGAAGCCUCGUGGGGAGGACCCCCGAGGAAAACCCGGAGGCCCUGGAGGAAUUUAAGAAAUUCACACAGCAUAAGGGACUCCCGCAGGAGGACAUCUUCAUCCCCGAGCAGAAGGAAAACUGUGUGCCUGAGCACAGCUAGGGAGGGACUGCAUGGUGGCCUGGAGGAAGAUCUCUUCCUGCCUCAAUUCCAUCCCUGCAGAAGAGGCCCCAACCACUGCUCCCUUUUCUGUCACUGUAGCCAACUGGGUCUGAACCUCCUGAAUCUACCAUCCUGGCUCCGGGCCCAGUCUCCUGAACAACUCCACCCUCCAUAACCUCCUGCAAAACCCCUCACCCCACCUGACUCAAAAUAAACAACUUCAGCAGCC